AUCGUACUAUUUGCGGUAACGUUUUAUGAGCGCGGAAUUUAUUUAACCGAAUAAUGUUCAUAAUUAUGUGAUUUCUAAUCAAAAAUCAUUAAAAACGCCGGGAUAAUUAAAGUGCUAACCAAGGAACUGCAGCGAAAAUCCACGGCACUUCAUCUUCAUGGAUUAAAAUAAGAUUAGCUGAAAGUCGGCGAGCGAUUUCGAUAGAAGUUGUAGGUCCGAUUCAAGAUAUGAGGAAAACCGCAGAGUGCCGACUUCAUCGAUACCGUUAUUCACUUACCUUCUUAAUCUUGCUGCGUGUAGGACACGAUCAUGUCGGUGAGGGAGGCAGUCGAAGUCCCAUUAUACCCAAUCAGAAAGAAAGAACAGCCACCGAAAUGCCGGCAGCUGCACUUCCAUUAACUGACCGACAGUUUCCAGCAACUUCAAAUACGGGACUGAUGAUGGAGGUGUGGGCAUCAGUAGCGUCCUGGUUUUUCCGCCCAUCGGACACUUUACCAUUAACCACUGUUGCAAACAGUGACCAACUCACCUCCACUUGUACAACAUCGCGACCGGUAGUUCUUUCGAGUAGACCCGGUAGUUCACCGGCAAAUUCCUCGGGGACGUCACCUCCAAGACCUUCAUCAGCAGCUACAUGCAGUGCAGUCGCUCGGGAGGAUCGGGAACGGAUUUUUCAACCUCCGACAAUUUGCACGGCCAUUAAAUGUACUGUACCGAACUGCAGCUGCGAUAGUUUUGUACCUGGAAAACGACAUCUUCGAUACUGCGAGACUUGCAAGCACGGUUGGGUUCCUCACGCACUGGACAAGUUGGGCACAAGACAUCUCUUCACCAACAGUGCUCCUGAACCUGUGCAACCAAAUGUCGCCUUCGAUAUCGCGAGUUUAGUGCUUUACGGAUGUCAAGCUUUACCAAUUCGUUUAAAAAUCCUUCUGGACCGCUUGUUCUCCGUACUUCAAAAGGAUCAAGUUUUACAAGUAUUGCAUGGAUUUGGAUGGACACCCGACGAUUACGCUAGAGGAUACAUCCUGCAGGAAGCACACGGCAGCACAUUGGAUCGAUGGAGUAUCUGCAGUCCUGAAGAAGAACCCUUGGUUCUUCAACAGUUCUUAAGAUUUGGCGAAACACGUGCAAUUACCCAGCAAUUACUAUUAGCUCAACAAGCGCUUCACCAGGAGUCAACGCUGGAGCGCCUCGGUCAUCGUCCCCCAUCGAAUCCGCGUCGGGCGAUGUCACCAAAUCGUCGUCCAUCACCACCAACCUUCUCACCUUCAGCUUUCCAUCCAUCUUGGUUACCAACUAUGUCACCUCACCAAAAACAAUCGUUAAAUUUCCUAAAAAUGCCAUCAAUAACCGAUUCUGUCAGCUCCGCAACAAAAACCAUGUACGGAAACAACUCGAUAACAGCAUCUCCACUGAACCGCCUUCAAAACAUGCAACCGUUCGAUUUUCGAAAACUAGGCGCGGGACUUGCGGGCUUUCCUUGCCAACCGACCCCCGAUUUAUCGAUGCGACGGAAAGUUUCCGAAAGUGAUACUCCUGGAAGUUUAAAUCUAAGCAUAAGUACCUCCCUACCGAUGUGUCCACCACCGCCCCUACCCACAUCGUCACUACCAACAUCACUAAAUCACUCCGCCGCAGCAAUGGCAGCGGCAGUAUCGGCCAACUCUUUAGCGGCGGCAAGUUUAGUGGCUUCAUCCUUUAGUAGCUUGAUGUCAACCGGAUUAAAUGUACGUAGCAAAUCUCCUGCUGGUAUCAUCGAAUGUGUAACGACCGGUGGAACUAGCGAAGUGGGUUCCGAAGAUGACGACAAUGACUCCCACAGCGCUUUAAAUUUGAGCCGUGACAAAGAUUCCGCCAAAGCUUUACGACAACCACGAAUCGUUUCGGGUAGAAAACCGAUAACACCAACCAAACGCCAAUGGGGUUCCCCGGGCCUACCGCUAAAUUUAGGUACGCAAUUUAUUAAUCCCGCGACCGGGAAAAAACGAGUGCAAUGUAACGUUUGCUUGAAAACUUUCUGCGAUAAAGGAGCUUUAAAAAUACACUUCUCCGCCGUACAUUUGCGAGAAAUGCACAAGUGCACAGUCGAAGGGUGCAACAUGAUGUUUAGCUCACGAAGAUCUAGAAACCGCCACAGCGCCAAUCCAAAUCCCAAACUACACUCUCCCCAUUUACGUAGAAAGAUUUCACCCAACGAUGGUAGAAGUGCUCAACCUCACCCGAUGUUACUGCCGUCGGCACCAGGUUUACCUCUACCAGCAACCGCCCUAAACAGCUUAAACCCGUUCGGCUCAUUUCCUAUACUAACCCCGCCGCCCGACAUUCGACACCAUUCUGCCCUCAGCAACUUGGAUUUCAAGCACAGUCUCGAUCUUAGCAUUCAUAGAGCUGGAAGCGAAGAAAAAAGUGAAGAUAGAAAGGCCGUAUACGACAACAACAUCUUAGCGCUCACUUCCACUAGCAGUAGUAAUCAUGAAGAUGACGACGAUUACGAAGACGACGGCAUUGUAGUAGUUGGGGGCGACGAAGAUGAAGACGGGGAGCGAAUGGAUUGCUCCAACGGCGUUUCUGACCUCCCGGAAGACUUCAGUAUGUCAUCCAAAAGAUUCAAAAUGUCCGUGUCCGAUGUGGAAGAAGAUAUCGUAAGCAACGCCGACAGCAACGAAGAUUCAGUCAGCAUUAUUGAUACACACAGUCUUAAAGACGAACUAAAUCUUUCCACAAAUAAACGAAAACGCAAAAGUCAAAAUCCAACCAAGUGUUCCGUGCCUGUAAUAACAGACGAUGGUGUUAGUGACGGUGAAUCAUCCAACGACGCGUACUCGGAUCGGAAUUUAGACAAGCAGGACUUACAAAAGGAAACACCAAUACCUGCGGCCAAAGAUUCUAAAGAGCAUAAAGAUGAAGAAGAUAUGCCGAUAAAUUUAGGCAAAAGUACGGCGGAUGUCAACGCGAAUGAGUCAGAAGCCGGAAUUUACAACGAAAUUAAAACUAGCUUGGCUCCAUUGUUUUCGACGGAUAAGUUGAAAAAAGAGAGGCCUUUUCACGAAACGGAAAACGUGGAGGACAACGACCGUCCGGCGAGUACCGUAGAAAGUAAUCGAAGCGAUGAAUCGUUCGACUCGUCCAACGCCCUUCGCCACUUAGAAAGUUUAUCUCAUGGCAACUUUGGUGACCUAAUGACGCAAGGUUUACACUUGGGUUUAGGCGUACCGAAUCCGCAUUUGGCCCCUUUGGGGUUUAUGAUGGGAGGCGGUCCUCCGAGUCCCGCAAGAUCGCAAGCGUCAUCAGGUGGCAGCUCCAACAGCCCAGAUUCUCCCGAUGAAAGUAGCCAGAAUCAGUUGUUCGGCUUGUUCGAUAACGGACAAUUUAUAAGUACAAUGGAUGUUCCUAUUGAUAAAGAUAAUCCCAGGCGCUGUGCUGCGUGUGGAAAAAUCUUUCAAAACCAUUUUGGCGUUAAAACCCAUUACCAAAACGUACAUUUAAAGUUGAUGCACAAGUGCAACGUAGACGGAUGUAACGCGGCAUUUCCAUCCAAACGAAGUAGAGACCGUCACAGUGCUAAUUUAAAUUUACACCGGAAGCUGUUAUCCACAACGGAUAAGGGAUCGAGCAUGUUAGAAAAGUCGCAUUUUCCAUCUCUGGCUAGCAGCCCCACGUUACAAGGAGAUUUCUUUGCGCGGUUGUAUGCAGAGGAAGCAUUGAAAAAUCAUCAUAUUCCUACCUCGCCCGUUAAUUUUAAUCAACUGGUGUUAAAUGGUGACCGAAUCCCUCCGCCUCCUUUUCUUCUUCCUCCUCUUAGCGGUUUACCUUUCCCCUUGGGCAGCUUCAAUCAUUUCUCGCAUAUGAAUGGCUCGGCUUUGACGCGAAGAGAACGAUCGUCGGCGUCGAAUUCUCCAACACCAGCGUCACCACCUCCAACCAGUUCCUCGCCCGAUCCGUUACCUCUAAUUCAUUCCAUUGACGAAGAUAUGCCCACGCCCGAUAAAGAUGGACAUUUGCCAUGUCGGUUUUGCAAAGCAACUUUUCGUAGUUCAGUGCAGUUAAAAGAACAUUGUGAAUCGAACCAUUUGUUAGAUAUGUUCAAGUGUAAAGUUAUUGGGUGUCCAAAGGUAUUCAUGUCGAGAACAAAAAGGAACUUACACUCGGAGAACUCUUCCUUGCAUUUACAUUUGGUAAAUAAGAAAGAACCGAAAGGUAACGUGUCGUGACCAUUUCAGAACGGUGGCAUCUUUAAAUCAAUGCCAUUUUGGUGGUAACUUUACUAAUUAAGCGCUACUAUGUGUGAUUGUUAAAUAUUUGAAUUUAAUUAAAGCCAGUUUUUUUAUUUAUUGCGUUGUUUAUAAGUAUAAAUGUUAUUUUAGUUUUGUAAAAAGGUUUAAAUGAAUAUAUCCUGUAGAUUUAAGAAUGCCAGUCGUUGGAAUACUCAUUGAUAGAUAAUUAAACGCGAUCUCUAGAAAACUCUGAACAAAAUCGAUCAUCCCGAAUUUGUAGUAUUAAAAUUGCUCAUUUGGAGACCUAGUACUUUUCAAAGUAGCGCGACGCGCGCAGUAUUUAUCUGUUAAUCCUUUUAUGUAGCGAUUGCAAGUUGCGUGUCUGGAUACUUUGCAAAGUAUUUAGUGAUGAACUGUAGACAAAAGUGUAUAUUUAAAUGUGCAAUAACUUUGUAUAUAUUAUGCUAUGUCUGUAUUUGUAUAGAUGUAUAUAUUUACUAUCACUGUUGGACGAAUUGCAGAGGUAUUCUUAAAAGGUUCUAUUCUAGAAUUGUCCUCAAUGUAUACGAUUAUACAGUUAGUGCUCUUGUAUACUAAGCUUUUUAACAAUAUAUUACUUGUAAGUUCUGUGUUCCUCUUUUAAGUCAGGUUUCUUAAAACGAUGUAAAUUUUCUUUUUAAAAUUCUAGCUGUAAUAUUCAUUAUAUUAAUG
This is a messenger RNA of Photinus pyralis (common eastern firefly), 4928 nucleotides long. Its product is annotated as zinc finger protein basonuclin-2-like. Gene Ontology annotation, cellular component: nucleus. Gene Ontology annotation, biological process: regulation of DNA-templated transcription. Lineage: Eukaryota; Metazoa; Arthropoda; Insecta; Coleoptera; Lampyridae. The record is from RefSeq and is a predicted model, not a curated record. Bases 228 to 4214 code for a protein of 1328 amino acids. The transcript has 8 exons.